Messenger RNA from Haliotis rufescens (red abalone), 1137 nucleotides. RefSeq lists its product as uncharacterized. The record is from RefSeq and is a predicted model, not a curated record. Lineage: Eukaryota; Metazoa; Mollusca; Gastropoda; Lepetellida; Haliotidae. The coding region runs from base 34 to 693 and encodes 219 amino acids. The transcript is spliced from 6 exons.
UCUCUAAACUGUGUUCAAGGUCUGUGCGGUGUCAUGCUGCUGGUUCUAUAUUAUUUGGUGGUGGUGCAUGUUUUACCUUCGGACUCUCAGUUUGAUGGAUGUCUACGGAAACAGUUCAACUGCAUUGCCGCCAAGUUUAGGGGGGAGUACACACCGCUUGGAUUUCACCUGACAGACAGCACGGAGAAGGUGUUCUAUGAUGAAGAUAGAAGAAUGAUAGCGAGAGAGGAGUAUGCACAUACGGACGGACAACCAUUCCUGACAUUCCGCCUCUAUGACUAUCCAAACGAGACGUUGUAUGAUGUGGUCACAGUCGAUGGCAAAGAGACGUGUGUGAAGCUGGCCUUGGAUGAGCCUUUCAGGAAGGUGUGCAUGCCAAAAAAUACACAGUUAAUCUGGGGGAAGUCUCCUCUAGGAUCUCUCCCCAACAUGGUGCCCACCAACAGAUAUAAAUGGGAGGUUGGUAACCUGACCAUUGAACUGACCUACACCUACAUGAUGCAACCAGUCCUACUGGAUACGUAUGGCACCGACCAGGAUGGAGCGUCUGUGUUUGAGACAGUAUGGAUCCAGAACAUCACAGACACGCCUGUCAGUUCUGCAUUCUUCACCCCUCCUCCAAGUUGCAUGGACGCCGUGUUGCAGAAUACCCUCGAGCCCUACAGGCGGAACUGGGGAUACCUGGCGUUUUGAGUGGAGAGUACAUGGACAACAUUGUUUCAAUGACGACAUAGUACAUACGUUCUGUGAUAGAUAUUCUAUCAUAUCACCAUUUUUUAAUAUUAAAAAAAUUAAAAUGAGAUGAAGCAUAUUCAUUCGCACGGAUGUUAAUAUCAAAAUUGCUGGUAUGGAUUUAUCGAAUGGUAAAAUUAACACGUCAGUGAGAAAGCUGGACACUCUCAUUUAAUGCCUAAGUCAACACUAUUCUAUGUAUUCAUUAAUAAUUGCGAUAAAACCCAUAUUUCUUUCAUAAUUAUUCAUAAAAAAAUCUCUACUAAAAGUACAGUCGUAUUUGAUAGUAAUUCAUAAACAAAUGCUAAUGAUAUAGUAGGAAUCGUGCAAUGGACUUGCUUGUAGAAGAGAUUUCUCAGGAGAGAUUUUUUGAAAUCUGUUUCGGCGAAUAAAUGGCAAUGGUUA